Olea europaea var. sylvestris is the source of this 608-nucleotide messenger RNA. RefSeq lists its product as uncharacterized. The transcript has 2 exons. Lineage: Eukaryota; Viridiplantae; Streptophyta; Magnoliopsida; Lamiales; Oleaceae. The coding region runs from base 80 to 340 and encodes 86 amino acids. The record is from RefSeq and is a predicted model, not a curated record.
UUACAACUGCAUUCAAGGGGACUAUAUUAUCUAAAUGUAUACUUUGUAUGAGAAAUUUUUCUGAACUUCUGUUUCAUCCAUGGCGAAUUUUUGCUGCUCCAUUGAAACAGAGCCUCGGACCUUGAACCAAGGCCAGCUCCACCAUGCCAGGGGACUGAAACCUGUCGUUGCAAUCAAGGAGAUGGAAGUGGUGAUUUCUGAUGCAAAUUCAAUUCACAAGAUGGAUGUAUCCAAGGAACAUACUCAGAUUCUGGAAACAUCUUGCCAAUGUUCAUCUGCUGCUAUUAUGGAUUCCCCAGAUCAAUCUAGAGUUAAAGAGCCCUUAUCAUCUCCUUUUUGAGAGUUUCUUGUAAUUGUAAUAUGCAAUAAAUCCACUGUUCUUGUGGAAGAUCUCUUAUGCGAUUACCAAAUUUAGUUAAAUACGUUUGUCACCCCUCUAUUUAUUCAAGAUUUUAGAGGAAAUUGUUUAGAAACAACUGAAGACAUCGAUCUGUAUGAAUCAUUAAGGGACAAGGGCUUGAGGGGAUGAUGUUGCCAUCAUCCAAGAUCAAUAUUAAUUUUGAUUUGGACAACUGUAAGAAUGGAAUCCACUUCUUCUUCUUCUUCUU